Molecule: messenger RNA, 1155 nt
Organism: Zingiber officinale
Lineage: Eukaryota; Viridiplantae; Streptophyta; Magnoliopsida; Zingiberales; Zingiberaceae
Exons: 3
Coding region: 1-1155 (384 amino acids)
Molecular function (GO): nucleic acid binding; RNA-DNA hybrid ribonuclease activity
Source: RefSeq, a predicted model, not a curated record
AUGACCAACAGCCCGUUGAGCAUGGUCCUCCUCAAUCCAGAAGCAUCAGGACGGCUGAUCAAGUGGACCACGGAGCUCAGUGAGUUUGAUAUUCAAUAUCAGCCCCGUGCAGCCAUAAAGGCACAAUCUCUAGCAGACUUCGUCACCGAGGUGCAAGACCCCGAGCCCGAAGCCACCUGGAAGCUGUCUGUUCGACUGGACUACCGAGCAACCAACAAUGAGGCCGACUACGAGGCUCUCAUAGCCGGGCUGCAAGCCGCUCGGCACGUAGACGCCAUCAGAGUCCUGAUUCAUUCGGAUUCACAGUUAGCCACCCAACAACUCUCCGGAACAUUCGAGAUCAAUAGCGCUCGGCUCAAGCUCUACACCGAGACUUUCGAAAAGUUGAAAGUCAACUUCCAGGAGGUGGUCAUAAAGAAGGUUUCCCGAGCGGAGAAUCAAGCGGCGGACGAACUGGUGAAACUAGCCAGCUCCAUAUCGUCGACCGUCAUUCAGCAGUCGAUCGACCAAGUGUCCCUCGUGGCCCAUAUCGACCGGAUGGAAGGACUCAUCUUUCCCAGCGACUGGAGAACGGCGCUGAUAGAGUUUCUGCGAGCAGGAGCUAUGCCUUCUGAUCGGGAAGAGGCUCAACUGCUAAGAAGGCGAGCGGGCAGAUUCACAUUAAUCGGAUAUCAGCUAUACAAGAAAGCUUUCUCCCGACUGCUUCUCAGGUGUGUCAGGCAGGAAGACAUCGACUACAUACUGCAGGAGGUACACCAAGGCUCCUGUGGUGGACACCCGGGUGGUCGUUCGCUAGCAAGGAAGAUUUUGCUCGCUGGAUACUUUUGGCCUACCCUUCAGGAGAACGUCGCUUUGACCGUAUCCACUUGCAUGUCCUGCCAAAAGUAUCACAAUCUCUCACACCGCCUGACGGCGAAAAUGAAGACGUCCGCGGUAUCCUGCCCGUUCGACCAGUGGGGCCUAGACAUAGUGGGGCCCUUCCCCAUGGCAACCAGUCAACGGAAGUUUUUACUCGUAGUCGUUGAUUACUUCUCCAAGUGGACAACGGAAGACAGUUUGUCGGUCAGCAACUCAGAGAGUGGUGCGAAGGAUACGACAUCCAGCAGGCCUUCACCUCAGUGGCUUACCCCCAAAACAAUGGGCAAGUCGAAGUAG